GAUCGCGGUCAGUACUGCGUCGGAAAGCGGCAAACACGUACUCGAAACUUUUCCAAGAGAUCCGACACGCACGACACUUUCCUGUGAAACGAUGUGUAAAAGUGAUUGAUCGAGUUGUUUCAGCCGGUGCGUUGUAAUUAGCGGUCGAGUGUGAAAAUUCAAAAAAAUCUGCUCCCAGUUGAAGAUGGAAUCUUAGCUCCUUUCACAUUCGGCAAUCAAUUCCACUUCAAAUCGAAAAUGUUGCGUUUAUGAACACUCAGUUCGUUUGAUUGAUAAGUAAAAAUGGGUGUCGAAGGUUAAUUAGAAAAGUUGAAGACAAUGUUGUGCUUUUUAUUGAUUGGUUUAGUGUUCGGGACGAGUUCUCUCAAAGUUGAGGAUCUAACCGGAGGGAGUGCCACUUCGCUCAAAUUUUCAAUGGAAACGCCAGACUUCGCUGGACCUAUCAAAAAUGUUACCGUUCCGAUCGGGAGGGAGGCAGUGCUCAGCUGCUCCGUUACAGAUCUGGGACAUUACAAGGUUGGCUGGAUGAAGGCUGAUGAUCAGACCAUUCUGAGUCUGCAUACAAGAGUCAUCACGCACAACCCCAGAAUCAGCGUCACACAUGAUGACAGUCUACGCACUUGGCAGCUGAGAAUUCGCCAGCUGAAGGAAUCGGAUCGUGGCUGUUAUAUGUGUCAAAUCAACACCGGGGAGAUGAAAAAGCAGCUGGGAUGUGUCGAUGUGCAAGUUCCACCGGACAUUGACGACACCGGAACCAGCAGCGAUGUCACCGUAGAGGAAGGUGAUAAUGUCACGUUAAGCUGCAGUGCCAGCGGACAUCCUGAGCCUCGUAUUUUGUGGCGACGUGAAGAUGGAGAUCACAUUAUUCUCCAAGACAAUCCACACGACAUCAAAAAAGUGGAUACAUACAGCGGCCCAUCCUUACGUCUCGUAAGAAUAGAUCGCAAGCAAAUGGGUUCUUAUUUAUGCAUCGCCAGUAACGACGUUCCACCUGCUGUCAGCAAAAGGGUGACACUUUCGGUGAACUUCGCUCCAAAGGUGCAAGUUCAGAAAGCUUUGGUCGGAGCGCCGCUCUAUUCUAAUGUAAAGCUCAAAUGCGACGUUGAAGCUUUUCCCAACUCCAACAACUACUGGGUUAAGGAACAAGACGAAGUCCUGCUCAACGGGUUCAAGUACACCACUCAGGAGAAAAGGUCAGGGUAUAAAGUCAUCAUGGUUUUGACCAUUCACAACGUCAACAAGUCCGACAUUGGGACCUACACGUGCGUUGCUUCCAACACAAUGGGCAAGAGUGACGCCUCAGUGCGGAUCUAUGAAAUUAAAAUCACAACCACUUCCACCACCACUACCACCACCACAACAACACCGUCAACGACGACGACCGAAACGAACCUAAUUUUAGAAAUAACCAGCAACGUUCGCAGCACUACGACUCUGCAGUCCGAUAACACAAUCGGCGGGGUGAGAGGCGUGGAAGAGGACCCAUCGGAGAAUUGGCUAUUUCCCAGCGUGGCCCCGGCCCCUCUGGAAUUAGAGACCCACUCGAGUGCCGCCGGAAAUACACUUAUAUUUCAUUUUCCGGUCACGCUAGUGUUGACAGUGGUACUUAUACUCAGGUGACACGUAAUUUGUUACGGAUACUCGUAAAAAUAGUGUGUUGUGAGACUUGCUGUGAAAUCCAUAUCAAAAUGUUUCGAACGGAAAUUGUAAUCAAAUUUUGGCCAAAUCCGGAAAACGUGGUACGAAUUUUGAGUGUUGAUGCUUUACUUCCAGACGUUGCGACGUAUUUUUUAUUAAACUGAUCAAAUUGGUUGUUGGAGUAUAUUUUUUAUAUGUAGGGACGUGGUUCGGCUAUUUGCGCUUGUCUUACAAAUUUUAUUCCCCAGAGGAUUUGCUCUAUAAGUCGUAUUACUGGUAGUCUGUUUUAGAAACGAUAUUUUAUUGAAUCAAUCUGGAAGAGCUUGUUGUUAUUGUCUUAUUAGAAAAGUACAGACGGACGUGAACAGAAACUACCACACUCGGAACUAAUUACAAAUUUUUAUUUCGGUUUCUGUUGGCGGCUGCAUUGAUUGAUUGUACAUACCGUAAUAUUGUGACUCCGAAUUAUUUGUAAGAGUGUAAGAUUUAGAUUCUAAAUGUUGUACUAUACUUGAGUGUACAUAUCCUGCUACCUAGCAGUAACCUGUUACUGAAAAACCGCAAUAAAAUGACUUUAUUACGAUAA
Molecule: messenger RNA, 2224 nt
Organism: Tribolium castaneum (red flour beetle)
Lineage: Eukaryota; Metazoa; Arthropoda; Insecta; Coleoptera; Tenebrionidae
Product: lachesin
Exons: 11
Coding region: 319-1620 (433 amino acids)
Cellular component (GO): neuron projection
Source: RefSeq, a predicted model, not a curated record